GUCAGCACGCGUCGUUUAAAUGAGCGGAGUGCAGACGCCCACGAAAAACACGACGAGACUCCGUAUUUCGGCCCGAUUUACUGUAUCGGAGCAGAGGGGUAAUUAGACAGACACCAGACGAUUAACCCACAGACGCUCAGGGAACGGAUCUCCUAACGCUUCGGCCCUGAGCUCCGGCGUCCGAACGGUCUGUUUGACAGGACGGAGCAACAAGCAAAAGGGGAAUGCUAUCGAUCCUUGGACCGUUGUUUUAACGUAACAAAGUAUUUAUAGCACCGCUUUAAAGAAUCAAAGGACCCAGAAGAUCAAAUUCAGUCCAGCGCUCGGACAAUUGAGAAAACCCGGUGAGAUCGAUUGACAAAACCGGCCUUUUAAACUCCCUGCCUUCGGAGAUGGGGCUUCUCUUCGCCAAACUGAUGACUGUGUUCGGAGACAGAGAACACAAAGUAAUUAUUGUCGGUUUGGACAACGCCGGGAAGACCACCAUCCUCUACCAGUUUUUAACAAAAGAAGCCGUGCAGACUUCACCUACAAUUGGCAGCAACGUGGAGGAAAUUGCUGUGAAGAAAACGCGCUUCCUCGUCUGGGACAUCGGUGGUCAGGAGAGUCUCAGAGCUACCUGGAACUCGUAUUACUGUAAUACAGAGAUUGUCAUCCUGGUGGUCGACAGCACUGAUCGGGAACGCCUGACUGUAACUAAAGAGGAGCUUCAUCGCAUGCUUGCACAUGAGGACCUGCAGAACGCCUCGGUGCUGGUUUUGGCGAAUAAGCAGGACAUGAAGAACAGCAUGUCUGCUGCAGAGAUCUCUCAGAGUCUGACUCUCAGCUCGCUCAACGCUCGCUCCUGGCAUGUCCAGGCCUGUUGCGCUCUCACUGGAGAAGGUUUACCAGCCAGUCUGGAUUGGAUGCGCUCCCGCGUUGUGGCGAAUUAGUCCAGCAACAGUGCUCCUUAAACCUCUGCCGAAAGAAAGAUCGGGCCUACUUAAGACUUUCGUCCAGCUCUCAGUGCCUCUGUCUGAGUAAUCUUUAUAAACUGAAUCCUGGAGGAACGCGCUUCGUCCACUUACUCUGGAUACCAGAACAAGCCUGGAGACUCUGUGUGUGUGUGAGAGAGAGAAUUUGUGUGUAUGCGUAUGAACGUUUGUGUUUGUACAUUAUGUGACUCCGUUCUAGAGGUCCACAUGUUUACAUUACUGACUUUUGCAAUGAUCUGACCUGAUCAUGAUGUGUUGUCGCCACUGUAUUCACCUCCGGCUGUGCUGACGGCUCCGCUUCUCACGUGGAGUUAUUGUCUGCAGGCAUCCAUCUCAGUGGGGUGGUGGUGGGGGGUGUUGGUUCACAUGCCUGUACUGAUUCAUGAUGAACCACUAAGCUAUUGAACAAGCAUUACUUGAAGUAUUUAAAGGGAAUUGAUUUGAGUAUGCUAUAGAGACGUGUGCAUGCAGAAUGGAACAGUUGUAUUUUAUUUUUAAAAAGUAUACUGGAUAUUCAAAGUAUGUUUUCUUAUAUAAUUUUGUACAAAAAAAGGUUUUUGUACAAAUAAAACUACUAAAAACGUG
Molecule: messenger RNA, 1559 nt
Organism: Puntigrus tetrazona (Sumatra barb)
Lineage: Eukaryota; Metazoa; Chordata; Actinopteri; Cypriniformes; Cyprinidae
Gene: arl5c
Product: ADP-ribosylation factor-like 5C
Exons: 6
Coding region: 393-932 (179 amino acids)
Biological process (GO): vesicle-mediated transport; intracellular protein transport; protein localization to Golgi membrane
Cellular component (GO): trans-Golgi network; cytoplasm
Molecular function (GO): GTP binding; GTPase activity
Source: RefSeq, a predicted model, not a curated record